This is a messenger RNA of Ceratosolen solmsi marchali, 2187 nucleotides long. RefSeq names its product coiled-coil domain-containing protein 142. The record is from RefSeq and is a predicted model, not a curated record. Bases 109 to 2187 code for a protein of 692 amino acids. NCBI's taxonomy places the organism in Eukaryota, Metazoa, Arthropoda, Insecta, Hymenoptera, Agaonidae. The transcript is spliced from 14 exons.
UUAUUUUCCACAAUAUUGUUCAAUAAUAAUAACGAGAGGGUGCAAACGAAGGAAAUCGUUUUUUAAAAAAUAAGGGCAAGUGUGUAGCGACGAUUUUAUAAUAAACACAUGGAUAGUAAUUAUAGAGCGAAUGUUGGUAAAUGGUUACCUCGGGCAUCGGCUACCCUUGAGAAAUGCUUUGCAGAUUCUUUAAAGUUCAAUGAAACAAUAAAUGGACUUGCGGGCCAGAUAGCUGCACUCAUGAAGCAUGAUAUACGAAUAGAUUCUUACAAUAAAACUAACGUUAAUACCAUUGCUAGAUUUAUGAGAAAACUAAUUAAUGAAUUAGUUAGUUGUGCAAAUGAAGAAAACUUAAGGAUAGUUUUUAGGUUAGUUAAUGUUUAUAACAAGUUAUUAAAUGUAGAUCACGAUGUCUCAGAUUUGUCUAUAAAUAUAUUUCAUAAUGAUUGUCCAAACAUGUUAGUAUUAGAAAAACAACUUUCAAUUACUCGCAUAUUAAAGAUGUUAGCUAAGAAUCGAGCCGAAGAAUAUUGUCAUGAGCUUAUCGAUUGCGCUUUAUCAAACUAUCGAUCCACUUGUGAUAAGGAUGAUACAAGAUUUAUUACCCCUAAUGAUGUGGAUAUUUCUGAUAAUUCAAGUAUUGAAAUUUAUCGGACUUUAACAAAACAUUUGACGCUUCCGAUUGCUAAAAUUGCUGAUGCUCAAGAAGCAAACUCUAAUGUAGAAAAUAUACAGGCUUUAGUAAAUACACAAAAUGAUGAAAUUCUUGAAUUACUCAAUAUUAUAAAAAUAAUAUCUCCAUAUUUAUUUGGUCCUGAUACAACAAAAAUGAAUAAUGAUAAAGUCAAAAUACGACGAGCUGCUGUUACAAAAAUAAUUGAAUUUUAUCAAGAGGUGGCAUGGAGUUCAGUAUCAACUAUAUUAGAUCAUGUAGUUCUCUGGUGGUCACCCGAAGCUUUAGCUGUUCGACACGAUGAUGGAUCGAAGCAUUUGAAGGAUUGGUUACAACAAUUUAUUAAAGAAAAAGACGUUCCAUCUACUGUAAGGCCAGCUCUUCAAACUCUAUGUGAUGCGCUCGGAUCUCACAUGACCGUUACGGGUUGGGAUAAAUUUUUUCGAUUAGCAUAUAUUGAUGCGUUUGAGUGUCAGUCAAAGGCGGCAUCCGAAGUUUCCGAGAAAUGCACGAUAAAGGGAACCGAUACGGGACAAAAGUUCGUCGACGUCUUCUAUCUUCUGAUGACUCUAAGUAAUGAAUGCGAGACGGAUGGCGAGUGGAUUGUUGGUGCACCCUUAAUUGAGCUUCCACUAUCUGAACAAAUUGUUGUAUUACAUCGAAUGGAUCAUUCGGUUCACACAAUGCGACUUUGGGUCAUGCAGGAGACCCGUAUGAUAGCUCAUACCUGGGAUCUACAAGUUUUUUUUUUACUAGUUAAAGGGGAUAUUGUCAAUUGUAUAGAUGUAUUGUCUAAUUUAAAGGUUGCAGAUCACAGUAAUAAAUUGCAAGAGAAAAUAAUGAAUGUUCAAGUUUAUGUUUGUGCAAAAAUGCGUGCAAAAAUUAUUUCAGAAGUUAUGGCCAAUAUUCAACUAUUAAAAGAUUCGCCAACUUUAUGUAUUAAUAUUUUGGCAAAAAUUGGUCGAGUCAUCAGUCUCACUAAUCUUCAUAUGUGUUUUCCAAAAUCUAAUUAUUGGAGACAAAAUUUAUCUACGGCUCCAUCUACGACCAGUUUUUACGUUGAAACAUAUUUUGAAAGAGUAUUGCUUCCAGUUCUGAAAGUCAUUGAAGAUUUUGAAAUAUCAAAUAUGAUUCUUCAAAUAAUGUGUGAAGCAUGGUUAGAUCAUAUAUAUUUACAUAAAAUAAAAUUUAGCGAAUGGGGAGCACUGCAAUUACUUACUGAUUUUGCUCAUGUAUUAACAUGGGUUACUAAUUGCUCUAUAAUUUCUGAAAACGUUCGACCGCAUUUAUUAAAAAAUGAAGUAUUACGCAGGUGUGAAGGAGUCGGACGUUUACUUCUUCGUCACCCAGGGGAGGCAAUUUCAAUGAACAAAAAGCUUCUUAAAAAAACUACGCAAAAUGGAUCAUUUGAAUCAUUUGGACUUGAAAGAAUGCCAGCUGAAAUGUACGUUCCAAAUCAGGAACAAUGGUUGGAGCUUCGAGCAGCAAAGCGAUUUAAUUUUUGCUGUCUAUAA